Molecule: messenger RNA, 1188 nt
Organism: Hydra vulgaris (swiftwater hydra)
Lineage: Eukaryota; Metazoa; Cnidaria; Hydrozoa; Anthoathecata; Hydridae
Source: RefSeq, a predicted model, not a curated record
AUGAAAGCUCAAGCUGAACGUGAUAUACUUAUUGAAUUAGAAAGUGAGGUUAAUGAAGAGCAGAUAUCAGAUCUGGAAGACGAUGAGAAUAUGACAAAUAGUGAAGAGUGGGAACAUGUUGACUUGAUAGCUGAUGUAAUAGAAAACGUAGCAUUUAGAAGAUUGGGAUGCAUUGCACAUGUUAUACAGCUAGUUGUAAAACUUGCAUAUGAUGGUAAAUAUCAUGGCUUACUUUUGAAAGUACGUGGAUUAGUGGGAAAAGUUCGCAAAUCUUCUGUUGCAUUGGAAAAAAUUAUCAACAAAUGUGGUAAGACUGUGAUCAGCGACUGUUCUACAAGGUGGAACAGCACUUACUUUAUGGUUCGGAGAUUUCUGGAAAUAAAGACAUCUAUCAACGAAGUGCGUGGAGACCUUAACAUUGAUUCACUUGCCAAUAGCGAAUGGAUAAUGCUUCAGGAUUUUGUCAAUCUUUUAGAACCUUUUGCCAAUGAAACUGAUAUUCUUCAGACGGAUGCACUUUCACUAUCCAGUGUUAUACCUUCAAUACUUAAUUUAGAAUGUCACCUUGAGCAAUUUGGAGAUGCCAAAGAUGUAGCAGUUAAAAUGCUUGAAGAUCUACGCCGUCGUUUUGCCAUUCUUUUGCAGCCAAACGAUCCUAAUUUUAAUCCACUGCCAUGUGCCGCAUGUCUACUUGACCCCACAUGUGCAAUAGCUCUUUUAGGUAAUGAGCAUACACAAAUCAGAGAGUGUGCAAAGAAAUACAUUUUGUCAGAGGCUAAAAAAUCGGUGCAACAUGAUUUACCUUUAGCAAGUGCAUCUACUCUUUCUGUUGAGAUUGCUCUAGAAAUAAAUGGAUUAACAAAUUGGAAAUUUUUAGCGGCAAAACAGCGAGUAGAAAAAAUAAAGCUUAUUCCAGGUAAUGAAGCACAAAAUGAACUCAACAAAUAUUUUAUUGAAAUAAGGAACAGCUCUAUGUGCCAAAAUGCUUUAAAUUUCUGGAAGAUGAGACGUGCUGUUUACCCACAUAUUGCACCAUUAGCUGAAGACCUCAUUGCAGCUCCUGCAACUCAAGCAUAUGUUGAAAGACUUUUUUCAAUCUGUGGCUUGCUCACAAAUGGACGGAGAAAUCGAAUGUCAGCGUCAUUGGAAAUGCGAGUUUUCUUAAAACUAAAUUCUCAUCUAGUCUAG